UCGGUUACUUCUUAAAGGGUAAAACGGAGAUUGAAAGCUCCGCCCAAGGUUUAAGCUCCUGGAACCGAGUCCUUUCCCAGUGGGACCAAGGAUGCGCGUCCACCAACCCAGGGUGCCAGGACCCCAAGCUGGAGGACCCGUGAGGCGGGGCGUUGGCGCUGAGGCCCCGCCCCCACUAGGCCCCGCCCCCACCGGUGCUGCCAUAGAAACCCAGACAUGGCUGCCGCCGGCCCUGGAGAAGGGCGUUUGACACAGCCGGCGGCAGCCCGCUCCAAGUCACGGUCAAUUUUGCCGUGUCAAGCAGCUCCCAAUGGAGGGAAGCCUAAGAAGUGUCUGGUCUAUCCUCAUCCCCCGAAGAGCUCCCGCCUGUCUCGGUCGGUUCUGCGCUGGCUCCAGGGCCUCGAUCUCACCUUCUUCCCCAGGAACAUCAGCAGGGAUUUUUCAAAUGGCUUCCUGAUAGCAGAAAUAUUCACUACAUAUUACCCCUGGGACCUUAAAUUGUCAUCCUUUGAAAAUGGAACUUCUUUAAAAGUCAAGUUGGAUAACUGGGCACAGUUGGAAAAGUUCCUGGCAAGAAAAAAACUUAAAUUACCUGAAGAACUAAUCCACGGAACAAUUCACUGUAAAGCUGGAGUACCUGAAAUACUGAUACAGGAGGUGUACACCUUGUUAACACAUCGAGAAAUUAAAAGUAUCCAGGAUGACCUCGUGAAUUUCACAGACUACAGUUACCAGAUGCAGUUGCCCCUGGUCCCUAGGUCAACAGCUUCAAAGUCUAUUAAAGAUAACAUUAGGCUAUCAGAACUAAUAGGCAAUCCCAGCAAACUUAACAAUGAACUUAAAGUAGAGUUCCUCUUCCUUUUACAAAUGUUGCAAAGGAAAUUGAGCAGAAAACUGAACCCAAAAUGGUUUGCAGUCAAACCAACAGUGGGAGAAUCUACUCUUGAUCACCGUCCUGCCAAAGCCUCUGGGAACAAAAGCAAUUCAGUCAUUUCAAAGGAAAGAGCCGCUCCUGUGUCUUGUGGUGCAAGCAUGAGCGCGUCGAGGGCUAAGAACCAGUCAAAACAGGGGAAACCCCCAAGCCAGGGUGCCCCCACCUUCUUCCAAACGAGCAAUCCCAGUCCUGAUUUCUACUUUAAAAAGAAACUUUCAAGACUUACAGCCUAUUGUAGAUCGUUGGACUCUCUCAACCGAUGCACAACAGGAAUUAAUAAAUGGUGUGGACCUGACUUUGGUAAUAGUGUCAAUCCACCUAAAGAAACUGAGGUUAAGCAAACUGGAGAACAUUCUUUUGACGGUAUGAAGCCUCCCAGAAAUGUGGAAAAGGAACCCGAAGAAGCACCUGUCUAAUGGCUUUGAAGAAGUGAUGUUACCACCUCUUGCCACCCUAAUAGGAUACAAUCAUCUACACUUGGAUAUAUUUCAAUAUUAAAUUAAAGUGUGUCUUAUCCAUAGUUGGGCUGAAGAACAUAUUUUUUAAAAAUUCAAUUCAACAACCAUUUAUUCAACACCUGUGCCUGCCUGGUACUAUUGAAAACACAAAAUCGGUUUAUUAGUAUGCAUGUUUAUGCUUAGUCCCUCAGUCAUGUCUGACUCUUUGCAACCCCACGGACCGUAGCCUGCCAGGCUCCUCUGUCCACAGGAUUCUCCAGGCAAGAAUACUGGAGUGGGUUGCCAUUUCCUUCUCCAGGGAAUCCUCCCGAUCCAGCGAUUAAACCCGCAUAUCCUGCGCUCCUGCAAUGGCAGGAAGAUUCUUUACCAAGAAGCCACCUGGGAAGCCCCUUCGUUAGUCCAGAAUGAGCAAAAAUAAGUUUAAAGGUACAGUUAAAUAUAAUUCACCCUGAUGAGUAAGAAUUCUCUCAUAACUUUUGUAGGAAUUAUAAAUCUACUUUGUAAUAUUUUCCUCACUAGCAAAGAGUUACCCUACU
Molecule: messenger RNA, 1928 nt
Organism: Cervus elaphus (red deer)
Lineage: Eukaryota; Metazoa; Chordata; Mammalia; Artiodactyla; Cervidae
Gene: SPATA4
Product: spermatogenesis associated 4
Exons: 9
Coding region: 217-1350 (377 amino acids)
Biological process (GO): negative regulation of execution phase of apoptosis; regulation of cytoskeleton organization
Cellular component (GO): axoneme
Molecular function (GO): microtubule binding
Source: RefSeq, a predicted model, not a curated record